AUGAGGGCCUUUUCAAGGACCACUCUCCACAGCUUGCCGGAGGUUACCCGACACCAACCUCGGCGUGCGUUGCUAUCAACAACGUCAAGACGACAGCAAACAACGGGAACUUCAACAGAAACCUUCACUCAGAAGGCACCGAUAGGAGCAUAUUAUGAGAGUAUCCUCAGAUCUCCCCCACCUUACUCAGAAACCAAACCUGAGGCCCCACCUGUCACCUCACAAGCAGGCCAAGCGCAGGGUGAGAUCUUCAAGACGUCUACCUCAACUCCCACUCCCAAAGAAGCUGGCGUCAAUCUCUCACCUCCACCCUCUGAAGAGACCUCUCCUUCCCCCAUCUCACCGCCACCCACUACUGUCCAGGAACGGGCACGCAUCGUCUUCGGGUCCAAACUGGCCGGGCCAGCCGAGCGUGCAGAACGGCUCAAGGAGUUGCGCUCCCGCAGCAAGCUCAUUGCUGGUGUGCUAGUGCCGCCAAAGCCAGAAGAGCCUGACAACUGCUGCAUGAGUGGCUGCGUCAACUGUGUCUGGGAAAGGUACAGGGACGAGAUGGAAGAGUGGUCAGCAUCCAGUGCAGAAGCCCAGCGGCGGCUCCAGACUCAAGCUGCAGGCCCUGAGGGCACGGCAACGGCACCCCCGCCGCCAGGAGUUGGCCACACUCCGUCAUCAGACCACCAUGCUGUCAGUAUGGAUGACGACGGUGGCGGCUCCGAGAGCAACUGGGAUGCAGGCACUCGGCAGGGAGACAGCAACUUUGCUAAGAACCUCUGGGACGAAUCUCUCUAUCGCGACAUCCCUGUUGGAAUCAGAGAAUUCAUGAAGACAGAAAAGAAGCUCAAGAUCAAACACAAAGAGGAGGGCACUAGUGGAGGCUAA
Molecule: messenger RNA, 876 nt
Organism: Thyridium curvatum
Lineage: Eukaryota; Fungi; Ascomycota; Sordariomycetes; Thyridiales; Thyridiaceae
Exons: 1
Coding region: 1-876 (291 amino acids)
Cellular component (GO): mitochondrion
Source: RefSeq, a predicted model, not a curated record